Molecule: messenger RNA, 1476 nt
Organism: Miscanthus lutarioriparius
Lineage: Eukaryota; Viridiplantae; Streptophyta; Magnoliopsida; Poales; Poaceae
Source: the annotation of a GenBank genome assembly
AUGCUCGGCUGGGCAGAUGAAAGACACAGAGAUAUCCGGCUAACUGCCGCAAGGAUUAUCGCCAACCUCGCUGACAACGUUACAGUUGCUGAUAUUCCGGGCGCGUUGAAGGUGGUGUGUUCGCUCCUUGAUGAUGAAGAAACUUCAGGGCAAACAACUUCUGGUAAUGGAGGAAAUGCAGCAGGUAGCCAACCUACAGACGAUGAAGAACUAGGGCAUGCACAAGACAGUAAUGGAGGGUGCAUUUGGGUAUGUCAGUCUUGGCAGAGGAUGAAAGACAAGUGGUUCAUUGUGGAGAAGCUGCCCUUGGCUGAUCAGGAGUCACUCCCCAUACUGGGCAUGGAAAUUCUGGAGAAGCUAGCUCAUGAUAUCAACAAUUGUGCAGAAAUUGCCAAUGCGUCAUACCUCAUUUCCAAAAUUAUAGGGCUCAUAAGUUACAGAGAUGACAACGAAAGUAGCAACAAUGAGCAGCAGUGUUCGGUGAUAUGUGCAUCGCUGAAUUUUGUCAGCAGGCUUGCAAGCACCGGAGAGAACAUUGGGGUAACACUUCGGCAAGAGCUGUGCAAAAACUUCUUUUUACUGAACAACCUCGAAUGUGUGUUAGAGGACAGCCGCAGCAGCCCUGAGCUGAUGAAACUGAUGAUUGAUAUCUUAACCAAGCUUGCCUUGGAUGAGGACGCAAGGAAAGAGAUUGGGUGCUGCAAGAUGAUUGUUUGGAAACUCAUGCAUGUAUUUAUUGGGAAGGAUGGAUCAACCAAUGCUUACAAUGAUCAGUCCCUGCGAAUGGCUGCAGGGGAAGCACUUGCAAACCUUACAACAGAGAGCCCUGCAAAUUGCUUGGUUAUCUUGGAAGUAACAGGAUAUGAAAUUAUCAAGGAUCUCAAGAACAUGUUGUGUGAAGAUGAGUACAUAUAUGUUCCCGCAAGUCUACUGCAGAAUAUUUGUGCGCAUGCCAAAGAUAAACUGCUCCAUCAAGAUGUAAGCAACCACCUGUCAUCUGCCUUCCCAAUGGUGAUGGAAAAUAUAAUGUCUGCGGAGGGAAAACACCUGGAGGUCCUGAUCGGCCUCGUAUCACAAAUCUGUGACAUGAUCCCAGAAUCAUUUAUCCAUGAUCAGAUACAGUUACGAACCAACCGAUCAGAGCUUGUUCAGAAGCUGGUUGGCACACUCAAUUCCAACAGAAAACCAAAUCCUGAAUACCCGAGAAUGAGAAGGGUCAUAGUUGAGAUGGUGAUAUCUAUUGUGAAAUUUUGUCCUCGCUAUGCAACUAUAUUGAGAGAAGGGGGGAUGAUGGAAGCACUGUCCAAGGUAGAAAUGACCCCAUCAAAAGUGGAGAAGCACAGGGUCUUCUUUGGCAACAUAGGCGUUAUUUUGGAGAGUGGCCCAUCUCUGACUGCUUUGGUGGCCACGGCAAAAGGAUUAAUUCAUUCUGCAGCUCCAACUAUUGCACUUAACCAGACGACCAUGCUUGAUUAA